GCCUCUCUCGCGUAUGAAAAGCUCCCACGAACCAUCCAUUCGACGGGUAAAUCACCGCUCGCGACACCACCGGUGGUGGUUGAUACUGGAAUCGCGCCUGGACGAACGAAAGAAAGUGCUUCACGCGCGCAGUCAUGCCGCCACGCGAUAUAUGUUGACCGUCGCUCUUGGCUGGAUAGUCAUUCGCAAUCGAAGCGCGUAUCAAGCCGCACCGUGAAGCAAAAUCGCUGUUAGAAGAAUUUAACCAAAAAUGGUCGUACCAAUUCGGGAACCUCAGGAUGUGUUCGGAAACAAGAAGCGCAUCCGGAUCGAUACCAAUAAGGACAACCUGCAUAUCAUCGGCAAUCAGAACAGGAUAUUGAUCAAAUCGAACGAAGGAACGCUGAACGUGGUUGGAAACCUGAACAAUGUGAAAGUCAUGCGAAACAGUGGCAAGAUUAAUUACAUCGGCAACGAAGGGUCGAUCUACUUGAGCAACCAGAGCAAGUCGAUAAAAGUGAACUAUACUGGAAAUAACGCCAGGAUCCGAGUGUGUGAUCAUGAACAACUGUCGGACAGAUUCCGGUAAAACUGAAACCAUGGCGGUAGCAUCAGCAGCAUCUGUGUGUUUAGAGUGGCAGCAAUUUUAAAAGAAAAGACUGAUUGAGUCGAAUAAUUGUGGAUAUAUGUAAAAUAGGAACACGAGUGCAGCGUAAAUCAACGAAUAGCAUUAUGUAUAAUUACAUGACUCGGCACGAAUUCCCGUUAAUUUAUUUACAACCACCGAUCACCGGAGCACACGAAAAUGUGAAUCCUACUUAUCUGUAUGAAUCAUGUUUGCAUAUAGUUUGUGACAAUUUAAGUAUUACCGAACUGCCUGCCGACCAGGUGACCUUGCGUGUUCGUCUAGACAUUGAAAGUCGUUGAACUGGCCAAACGCUUGUAUUCGAGGCUUACAUGUAGUUCGCUAUGCCACGUUAUUUUGAUGGUGCAGUAACGAAAAAGACUGAUUAGAUGAUAAAUGAUUAUAUCUAAGUACCACUCGAAAUAAAUAGAAAAGUCUAUACACUUUGCCGAAAACAA
Aedes albopictus (Asian tiger mosquito) is the source of this 1062-nucleotide messenger RNA. RefSeq lists its product as uncharacterized. The transcript has a single exon. NCBI's taxonomy places the organism in Eukaryota, Metazoa, Arthropoda, Insecta, Diptera, Culicidae. The record is from RefSeq and is a predicted model, not a curated record. Bases 251 to 568 code for a protein of 105 amino acids.